GUGGUUCAUUUUGUUAUUAUCACUACUUAAAAACAAAAUAAAACAUCUUACAAAUUAAAAUAGAAUCUUGGGGGAACACCCUGUUUUUAUUUAAUAUACUUAUAAGGUACCUAGUAAAUGAAAACUUGAAAUGUUGCAUGAGUAUAUAUAAAUGAGACUAAAUUCAAGAAGCAUUUAUCCCAUCGCAUUGUAUUGUAUUGGUGCCCUUUUUAUUCAUUUUCUUCAUUGCAAUUACUACUAGUACUAUUGUUGUACUGAUACUUGUGUCACCACUAGCAGCAGCUGUUCUUCUUGGUUGGUAUUUGUCAUUAGUUUUGGUCUGCCUCUUUCUCUGGACCCCAUAAUUUUCCCAACCGUCAGUAAUAACUCACUACAGUAAUUAUUUCACUCUUCUCUCUUCUUCAACAACUUCUUCCUUACCUCCUAAUUUUUUCUUCUUUUAUUUUUUAUUUUUAAUGAUUUUACUCCUUGGCCCGCCUCCUCAUCUAAGGCCCCAGUUUGUGUGUGUACAUUUGUGGAAACAAGAAAGAAAAAAAAACUUUCAUUUGUCAACAGAGACAUAACCACUAUUGUACUACCAAGUCUGCAACUAUCAAUAUUAUUAGUCUGUGUGGUGUCCUUUGGUGUUCGCCCAUUUGCAAGUUCUGAACUAUUUAUUACUAAGUUCAUUGUAUUUUCCUUCCAAGAUUCUUAGUUGGUAAUUGGAGAAACUCUUUUAUACGUAGAAACAGAGGAAGAAGUGGGCUGGUUUUGGUGGUGAGCUUGAUAAAACUGUUGCUAAAAGUUUAUAAAAGGGAAAAAUGCCAGGGGUUGGUUCUGGUGGAACUGCUUCAGGGCCAUCUUUGCCACCACCCUGCCCAAAACCGCCACCUCAGUAUCCAGAUUUGUAUGGAAAGCGUCGAGAAUUGGCCAAAGUUCAGAUGCUUGAAAGAGAAAUUGGUUUUCUUGAGAAAGAACUGAAAUCCAUUGAAGGCCUUCAUCCCGCUUCUCGGCCCUGUAAAGAGGUGACAGAAUUUGUAUCGGAACAUUCAGAUCCUCUUAUACCAACUGGCUUGUCAUGUUUCAAUCUGUCAUGGAUUUGUUGCUGGUGCCGAUGUCCUGGCAUAAAGAUGCCAGACUGCUGUAACUGCUGCCCAUCUUUCAGUUGCUCAAUACCUAAGUGUCAAUGUUUCUCCUGUCAACUGUCUAAAUGCUGCAGCAAGCCUGUCUGCAAAUGGAGUUGCUGCAGCUUAAAAUGUCCGUCCUGCUUUAGCUGCUCCUCUUGUAGCCCAUGUACAUGUACAUGUUCUUAUCCUAGAUAUCCAAAGUUAAAUUGUGGUUCCUGUUGUAAAAAGUGCUGCUGCUUCUGCCCUUGCUACUUUUGUUAGUAGUCAUUAUAUUAAAUGAUGCAAUAAUUCCUAUAUGAAACUGCUUCUAUACAAUUGUGAAUAUUUUUGUCUGAAUAGCAUUUGGACUUACUUUGUUUCCUACUUUA
Molecule: messenger RNA, 1474 nt
Organism: Capsicum annuum
Lineage: Eukaryota; Viridiplantae; Streptophyta; Magnoliopsida; Solanales; Solanaceae
Product: guanine nucleotide-binding protein subunit gamma 3
Exons: 4
Coding region: 801-1367 (188 amino acids)
Source: RefSeq, a predicted model, not a curated record